Lagopus leucura (white-tailed ptarmigan) is the source of this 2137-nucleotide messenger RNA. RefSeq names its product fibroblast growth factor receptor like 1 (gene FGFRL1). The coding region runs from base 507 to 1970 and encodes 487 amino acids. The record is from RefSeq and is a predicted model, not a curated record. Gene Ontology annotation, cellular component: plasma membrane. The transcript has 7 exons. Gene Ontology annotation, molecular function: fibroblast growth factor receptor activity; fibroblast growth factor binding. NCBI's taxonomy places the organism in Eukaryota, Metazoa, Chordata, Aves, Galliformes, Phasianidae.
CCCCUCCCCCUUUUCCUCCUUCUCGCCCCGACUCCCCAACCCCUUUCCCCUCCUCCCAUCUCUCCUUAAACGGGAUUCCGGCUCGGGACGGCACCACCGGGCAUCCCGCGGCGGCAGCCCCCGGGGCUCCGGCAGGUCCCCGCUGUCCCUCCUCGCACGCACACACACACAUACACUCACCCCACCCCGAGAAGCAGUGAGAAUUAUAACCCCCCCUCUUCCCCACCCCGUCUCCCGCUUCUCUCCCUUUAACCCCUCUCACCGGUGUGGCAAACCGAUCCGGGGGUGCCGUGUCCGCUCGGGAGGGCUCAACCCAAAGAGCCCCCGGUCCCGGGGGGGUACGAUGAGGUAGAGGGCGGCGGCGGAGAGCCCGGCCGGGGGCCGCGGCAGGAGGGCAUGAAACGGAGAGCUGCGGGGAUGGGAGGCAGCGCUCGCUGCUGAGAGCCGGCAGCGGCCAAGCUCCGAGGACGGCAGCUCGUACAGCUCACAGGGAUCCGCUUUUCACCAUGGGAUUGCAGCUGGCGCUCCUGCUCGCAGGGAUCGUCGCGCUCUCGGACUCAGCGAGAGGCCCUCCGAGGAUUGCCGAUAAAGUGAUCCACCGUCAGUCAGUGAGGCUGGGCAGGACCAUCAAGCUCCUGUGCCCGGUGGAAGGUGAUCCCCCACCCCUCACCAUGUGGAUGAAAGAUGGACGCACCAUCCACAGUGGCUGGACGAGGUUCCGGAUCCUUCAGCAAGGGCUGAAAAUCAAAGAGGUAGAGAGUGAAGAUGCGGGAACCUACAUUUGCAAAGCCACCAAUGGUUUCGGCAGCACCAAUGUGAACUACACCCUCAUCGUGAUAGAUGACACCAGCUCAGGAAAGAACAGCCAGACACCUGAAGGCUCUAAUGGAGAAUAUGAAGAUCAUUCUGGGAAGCAAUGGGCCCAGCCCAGGUUCACCCAGCCUGCAAAGAUGAGACGCAGAGUCAUCGCCCGUCCUGUUGGCAGCUCCAUCCGUCUGAAGUGUGUGGCCAGCGGCAACCCACGGCCUGACAUCACGUGGCUGAAGGACAAUAAGCCCCUCAUGCCCCAUGAGACUGGGGAGAACAAGAAGAAGAAGUGGACACUGAACCUGAAGAAUCUGAAGCCAGAGGAUAGUGGGAAAUACACCUGCCGAGUGUUUAACAAAGUUGGGGAGAUCAAUGCGACUUACAAAGUUGAAGUGAUUCAGAGAACGAGAUCCAAGCCCAUCCUGACAGGGACACACCCCGUCAACACAACGGUAGACUACGGUGGGACCACAUCCUUCCAGUGUAAAGUCCGCAGUGAUGUCAAACCUGUCAUCCAGUGGCUGAAGCGGGUGGAGUAUGGCACAGAGAGCAAGUACAACUCUACCAUUGAUGUUGGGGGACAGAAGUUUGUUGUGCUACCCACGGGGGAGGUCUGGUCCCGUCCUGAUGGCUCCUACCUGAACAAACUGAUGAUUACUCGAGCCAAGGAAGAGGAUGCAGGGAUGUACAUUUGCUUAGGGGCAAACACCAUGGGCUACAGUUUUCGCAGUGCUUUUCUCACAGUCCUGCCAGAUCCCAAGCCUCCGAGUGCACCUGUGCCCCCCUCCUCAGCCAGCAGCCUUCCCUGGCCUGUGAUCAUCGGCAUCCCUGCUGGGGCGGUCUUCAUCUUUGGGACAAUCCUCCUGUGGCUUUGCCAGACCAAGAAGAAACCUUGCUCCCCACCAGCUGCUGCCCCUGUGCACCGGCCGCAGCCCCGGGACAGGAUCUGUGUUUCCCAGGUCCCAGACAAAGACUGCAUCUCCUCCAUAAACUAUGAGGAAUACGUCGCCCAGCAGCAGCAUUUACUGUCCCAAGGGCCUGCGCUCGCUCCAGCCAUGGCAUCCAAAAUGUACCCAAAGAUUUACACGGACAUCCAUACCCACACCCACUCGCAUGUGGAAGGCAAAGUCCACCAGCACCAGCACAUUCAGUACCAGUGCUAAGAGGGCGGCCGUGUACAGAAGCUCAUGGGGGCUUUUCCUCCUGGUACCUCAGAAGAGACUGCUCAAAGUCAGCUCACACUGCCAGCAGUAGGCAAAGCAGACAGAAAAGAUUAUAUAUAUGAUUUUAAAUAUAUAUAUACAUAUAUAUAUAAUUGUAUAUGCGUGUG